Perca fluviatilis (European perch) is the source of this 4352-nucleotide messenger RNA. RefSeq names its product pyruvate carboxylase, mitochondrial-like. The record is from RefSeq and is a predicted model, not a curated record. Gene Ontology annotation, molecular function: pyruvate carboxylase activity; ATP binding. The coding region runs from base 38 to 2056 and encodes 672 amino acids. Gene Ontology annotation, biological process: pyruvate metabolic process; gluconeogenesis. Gene Ontology annotation, cellular component: cytoplasm. NCBI's taxonomy places the organism in Eukaryota, Metazoa, Chordata, Actinopteri, Perciformes, Percidae. The transcript has 14 exons.
UCUGACUUUAUUUUUAUUCUCCUAUCCAGGUCAUGUGAUGGUAAAUGGACCAACCACACCCAUCCCAGUCAAGGCUAAGCCUUCCUCCAUAGACCCUGUCAUCCCUCCUGGCAUUUUGGGCGACCCUCCGGUCGGUUUCCGUGACAUUUUGCUGCGCGACGGUCCUGAGGGAUUUGCCAAGGCUGUCCGCACCCACCAAGGUCUUUUGCUAAUGGAUACCACCUUCAGGGAUGCCCACCAGUCGCUCCUGGCAACCAGGGUUCGGACCCACGACCUGAAGAUGAUCUCGCCAUUUGUCAGCCACAACUUCAGCAACCUUUUCAGCCUGGAGAACUGGGGAGGUGCUACCUUUGAUGUGGCCAUGCGCUUCCUGUCAGAGUGCCCAUGGAAGAGACUCCAGGAGCUGAGAGCUUUGAUCCCAAACGUCCCAUUCCAGAUGCUGCUGAGAGGGGCCAACGCCGUGGGCUACACCAACUACCCUGACAACGCUGUCUUUAAGUUCUGCGAGGUGGCCAAGGAGAACGGCAUGGACAUCUUCCGCGUGUUUGAUUCCCUGAACUACCUGCCUAACAUGCUGCUGGGCAUGGAAGCUGCUGGAGCAGCAGGUGGCGUAGUGGAGGCUGCCAUCUCGUACACAGGCGACGUCUCAGACCCAAUGAGGCAGAAGUACUCUCUGGAUUACUACGUGAAACUGGCAGACGAGCUUGUCAAAGCCGGAACCCACAUCCUCUGUAUCAAGGACAUGGCCGGCCUGUUGAAGCCAGAGGCCAGUAAGCUUCUGAUCGGCUCUCUGAGAGACCGUUUCCCGGACGUACCCAUCCAUGUGCACACACACGACACAGCUGGAGCCGGAGUAGCCGCCAUGCUGGCCUGUGCCGAGGCUGGAGCUGACGUAGUGGAUGUGGCUGUCGACUCUAUGGCCGGGAUGACCUCUCAGCCCAGCAUGGGAGCCAUUGUGGCGUGCGCCAAGGGGACCAAGCUCGACACCGGCAUUGCUCUGGAGAAGGUAUUUGACUACAGUGAAUAUUGGGAAGUAGCCAGAGGCCUGUAUGCUCCAUUCGACUGCACUGCCACCAUGAAAUCAGGCAACGCUGAUGUCUACGAGAACGAGAUACCCGGAGGACAGUACACCAACCUUCACUUCCAGGCUCACAGCAUGGGACUGGGAAAUAAGUUCAAAGAGGUGAAGAAGGCCUAUACUGAAGCCAACAAACUACUUGGAGACCUCAUCAAGGUGACUCCAUCCUCUAAGAUCGUGGGUGACUUGGCCCAGUUCAUGGUGCAGAACAACCUGACCAGGGCAGAAGUGGAGGAGAGGGCCGAUGAGUUGUCCUUCCCUCUGUCUGUGGUCGAGUUCCUGCAGGGAUACAUCGGGAUACCACAUGGAGGAUUCCCCGAGCCGUUCAGAUCUAAGGUGCUGAAGUCCCUCACUCGUAUUGAGGGUCGUCCCGGCGCCUCUCUGCCACCCAUGGACUUCAAGGCCCUGGAGGUGGGACUCCGAGCUGCACACGGUGAUGAAAUCACCCCUGAAGAUGUGAUGUCAGCAGCCAUGUACCCCAAGGUGUUCCAGGAGUUCAAGGAAUUCACUGCUAACUUUGGUCCAGUGGACUGUCUCAACACCAGGCUGUUCCUGGACGGACCCAAGAUCGCCGAGGAGUUUGAGGUGGAACUGGAGAGAGGAAAGAUCCUCCACAUCAAGGCGCUGGCGCUGGGUGACCUGAACAAGGCCGGCCAGAGAGAGGUCUUCUUUGAGCUGAAUGGACAGCUGAGAUCUGUGCUGGUUAAAGACACUGUCGCCAUGAAGGAAAUGAAGUUCCAUCCCAAGGCUCAGAAGUCCAUCAAGGGUCAGGUGGGAGCACCCAUGCCUGGAAAAGUCCUGGAGAUCAAAGUGGAAGUGGGAUCCAAGGUGGAGAAGGGUCAGCCGCUGUGUGUCCUCUCGGCCAUGAAGAUGGAGACCGUGGUCAACUCCCCGGUGGCCGGUACCGUUAAGGUUGUCUAUGUCACGGCCGACACCUCCCUGGAGGGAGAUGACCUGAUACUGGAAAUCGAGGAGUAGUGUGAAAGAGGAGGGAGGGGGGUGGGGUGUGGAACAGGGAGGAUUUAAAAAACAAAAAAAAACAUAAGACAUUUUGGCUCCCCAUUUGUACAUUACGCUAGGGACACAAAAUGAAGCACAUAUCCAGACACCUGAAUGGUGUAAAUAGUAGAUGAUAUGACAAUCCUAAAUAAUAUAUUAAUUCCUUAUUGAAUUGAACCACAAAUGAAACAAUUUAGUUCCCUAAGUGUGGUGAUUCGGUCAAAACAGUACAUCUCUUAAUGUCCUGUCAACUUGUGUAAAAUAACAUAUUUUAGGAAGACAUAAAAUGUAUUGUGAGACAUUCCAUUAAGUAAAUGCUAGUCUUAAACGUGAUGUACUACAAAAUGAGCUAACCAUAUGUAACACUAACAGGUCUACUUGCAAUAAAAUGCCACAAUUUCCAUUUCUAUGCUGUUGGUGUUGCCUAAUAUAUUUAGAGUGCGUAGGUGAAACUUGAUAUUAAUGACUACUUAAUCAGCAGGGUUCAGACGGAAAAGAAUAGACUUGAGGAUCAUCAAAUAGAAACAAUAUUUUUGUAGCAUGCAAGACAUUAUCAAUCUCUCACAUUAGUCAUACUGAAUUCUCAGAAUGAGUCACUGGUAGUAUUUAAACUAGCUUUUUUUUUUGGUAAGACAACAAAGUAAACAUGUUUACCCAGGGGCUAAAGAAAAUAAAUCACAAUCUUUUGUCCAACCUUUUAAAAAUAUUUUCACAAGAAGAGAAGCACAACAGAAAAACCGUAUUCUGUUACUGUAUCAGUAAUGAUAGAUGGUUUAUUCUUUGAAAGAUCUAUGCUGGCUUUAUAAUCCCUAAACCAUAAAUAGUGACAUUGUUGAAAUGAAGCUGUAGGCCAUGUUGGAGACACCAAACAGGAUUAGAGAUGUGAUUUGUGUUUCUACAAAGUACCUCUGUUAUAGUUGGUUUAAAUGUGGCCCAUGUGGAUCAUUUUAAGAGGUGUAAAGUCACAGUCUUGAGGUGUCUCUGGUGUGAUGUUAGAAAAGUUGUCAGUGGAGCAGCGCCACCCUGUCUUUUCAGAAGCAGGCAGAGAUUAUGGUGAAUGGUCUUCUGACUGCAUGGGGAUUUUAAUGCUAGGUGCAAAAGGGAUUACAUGGUGGCGUAAUGGAGGCAUGUGGCAUUUUCUGAGGCUCCGCUGAUUGAUUUAUGAAUUAAUUCUGUCAAAUGAUGUGAAAUUAGCCGGACUAAUAAGAGACUCUGGAGACUUCUAGUAGCAGCACUCAGCUUUAUAUUUCUAAUGUGUGGGGGGGGGGGCCACAUUUUUAAGACUAAGUCAUCCAGAGCUGAGAACACAGUCUAAAUCUUGAUACACACUGAUGCAAAAAUAUUCACACUUACACUCCCAGCCCUUGAGUGCUGCCUGGAUCAAAAGCAAACAAAGCCAAAUCCACCUCACUGGGGUAUGGCUAUCUCCAAAAGAUUUAACAGCAAUGCAGCGGCACCCUUAGUCAGCAAUGUGUUACAUGAUCUAGCUCUGCCAGGCCUUUUAAUCUAGUUGAAGGUCUUGAACCUGAAAGUGAUCUAUGCUGAAUUGAAUGUUUAGCCACCCUGACCAGUGAAAGUAGACAGGAGAAAUUGCCUAGUUCACAUAUCAAUUAAAGUAGGAAAGGAAGGGUCACAAUCUGUUUGUAAUACAGUGAAUGAAGUGUUUGGGACAGUGAGACAGAAAAGACCCUACAACAGGUUACUUUCCCAAAACGAGUGGACAGCUUUGACAGAAUACAUUAAGCAAAACACAAAAAUUGAAGUUUGUACUUGGCUGGAUUGUUUUCAGCAUUUGUGCUCCAUUACCUCACAGAAAGAGUCCCCUUUUGAACUAUGCAUCAAUACUGAGCAGUGAUGCUGCAGUUAAUUAGAACACUGAUAUUUCUCCUCACUCACCCUGCUCACUGUAGCCCCUGGUUUUAUCAAUCUGUAAGUCUUUUGAGCGAGAUGUAGUUGAACUAAGGGAUUGUAUGAGUGAGUGUUUUUGACAAGCUGUUGCACAAUAAUGUAAAGUUCCCUUCUCCUCCUCUCCUUAUUGGCUGUCCUUGUCUAGCUCCAUUGAUCCCUCCAUUCCCUUCUCUCAACAGUGUAAAUUUGCACAUGUAAGAUGACAGCAUCAACUCAUGCAAUAAUGUAAACUGUAUCGCACUGUUUCUAUGUCUUAGCCAGCAGUGAAUAUAACACAAUGCUUAUGACAAUGUACUACUCUUCAGUGUCUUGGGGGGGAAAAAAAGAAUAAAUUGGAGAAAAAGUAUACACAGCUGGAAAAUGUUAU